This is a messenger RNA of Phragmites australis (common reed), 2268 nucleotides long. Its product is annotated as protein MALE DISCOVERER 2-like. Bases 604 to 2130 code for a protein of 508 amino acids. The transcript has 9 exons. Gene Ontology annotation, biological process: protein phosphorylation. The record is from RefSeq and is a predicted model, not a curated record. Gene Ontology annotation, molecular function: ATP binding; protein kinase activity. Lineage: Eukaryota; Viridiplantae; Streptophyta; Magnoliopsida; Poales; Poaceae.
GGACGAUUAAAAUCCUCUUCCAAUGCAGAGAACGGUUCAUUCUCUGCAUCGAGUCCUCCACUCACAUCUCAACUGCAUACCUGCCUGGCCACAAACGGACAGACAUCCUCAAGUCUAGUCCGCCAAACUGCACUUCAAUAUUCUACGCUCCUGACUCAUUUUUUUGAUGAAAGUUGGAGGCUUUAUAGGUACUCGAAGAUCCUAGCUGUUCGUUUUCGUUGGCUUCUCGAAUUCGUUUCCAACAAGACAUUGGCUCCUGAGGUGGAAGACUGCUUGCGUCCCCUCCCUAGUGCUGCUUGCUCUCUCUGCUCUUUUUACCCAACAGUAAAGAAAUGGCAGGGUAGGGGCUACAGAUCAGGGGAUCCUCCUAGCUUUUCUCUGCUGCCGGUUUGAUUUUCCAGGGGGAGGUGGGGGGGGGGGGGAAAUGGAGGUUAUGAUACUUGAUUCGUUUCUUGAGGUGGUAUGCAAUGCGAUGGUGUGUGCGCCCCUUCCACAGCGCAAAAGAUGUGAGCUUUCCGACAUCUAGCUAGUACCAUCAGUCACCAUGCUUCACAGGCAGAAGAAAGAAGAGGUCUGAGCUCUUCCCUUGGGCUUGGGACAAAAAUGGAGUCAUGGAGCAUUAGAGCGGCCUACUUCCUAUUCUUCUCCUUGCUUGUGUCUGAUAGACUUGGGUCUUGUGCUUCCAUCAAUGGGCAAGGGAGACCUCUUUUGAGAUUCAGAGAUAGCAUAGCAGAAGAUCCAUCUUCGUCGAAUUGGGAAGUGAGUUGCUCAGAUGAUGGAAAGAUGGUGGACUUCAUACUCAAAGGCUACAAGUUAUCUGGUGAAUUGCCACCUGACUUGCAUAAACAUACAGUGAUUUCAGAGGCUCUUUCUGAUGGAGGGACACAAUCUUGCAGAAAAUUCUUAACAAAAACAAUUCAGAGUGCCAUCCAACGGCGACUCCUACAUCCAAAUGACCAUCUAGGUCCGGCAUCUUCUAUCCAUGCACCAGGAGAAAACUCACAUUUUGAUCAUUCGUCCAAGCCUGCUGGUCUUGAACCUGAAACUAGGAAGUCUUUCAUGCUACCUCACCGGGAAAUCUACACAUGGGCCAUCACGGGAGCAGUUCUCCUUGUGGUUGUAGCUACUAUCAUAUAUCUAUUCUUCUUUCAUCGAAAGAAGGAUAACACUGUCAUGCCAUGGACUACUGGACUCAGUGGACCACUCAGGACUGCUUUCGUGACAGGUGUGCCUUCUCUAGGAAGGGCAGAGCUUCAGACUGCAUGCGAGGACUUCAUCAAUGUGAUUGGCACUUCAUCCGACUGCACGUUAUAUAAGGGAAUUCUGUCAAGUGGAGUUGAAAUAGUUGUUGUCUCCACUUCAGUCAACUCUGCCGAAGAUUGGUCAGAUCGGUCCGAGGAGCAAUUCAGGAACAAGAUCUCAGUAUUGUCCAGAGUGAACCAUAAGAACUUCAUGAACCUACUCGGUUACUGCACAUGCGAGGAACCAUUCACAAGGAUGAUGGUGCUCGAGUAUGCUCCUUGCGGUUCCCUCUUUGAGCAUUUGCAUAUUAGAGAAGCAGAAGAUUUGGACUGGCCUACACGGCUUCGCAUCAUCAUGGGAGUAGCAUACUGCUUAGAGCAGAUGAGCCAGCUAGACCCUCCUGUCACCCCAACAAACCUGAGCUCCUCAUCCAUCUACCUGACCGAUGACUACGCGGCCAAGAUCUCCGACAUGGAAUUCUGGAAGGACGACAAAGACGCCGCUUUGCAAAAUCCUAUUAAUGACCAAGAAAGCAUGAUCGUGUACAAGUUCGGCAUCCUGCUGCUUGAGGUGAUCUCCGGUCGGCUACCGUUCUCUGAAGACCACGGCCUGCUCGUCUUGUGGGCGUCGAGCUACCUGGACGGCAGGAGGCCGCUCAGUGGGAUGGCUGACCCAACUCUGAAGUCGUCUGUGCCUGACAAGGAUGUGGCGGCGUUGUGUGAUGUUGUGAGACUGUGCAUAAACCCGGAGAGAGAGAAGAGACCAGCCACGGGCGAGGUUGCGAGGAUGAUGAGAGGUGUCACCGCGUUGUCGCCGGAGCAGGCGACCCCGCGGGACAACCCCCUGUGGUGGGCCGAGCUUGAGAUUGCCUCGGCGGAAACCGGUUGAAAUUCAGAGACAAGGGAGCAAGGAUAGCUAAACUGAAUUUUCUUUUAUUUCGUCUUCAGUUAUUUUGAUGUCUCUUUUCCUUUUUUUUUUUUGCUGCGGAUCACUGUGAAUCUGCAAGCUUUUUUAAUUUUUUUUUUA